AUGUCCGUCGGCCAGCCAUUGGAUGCUGAAACGGCGGCGCUGGUCACCGAGCUGCGCCAGAUGAAGGCCGAGCUGCUCGCGGAUGGGAACCUGCUGAAGGAGUUGAAUCGCCAAAACGAGGAGAUGGACGCGCAGAUCGAGGAGCUGACCCUGAGCGAGAGGAACCUCCGGUCCGAUCUGGCCGAGCUGCAGGAGAUCGAGCAUCGCCACCAGGGCCAGCUGCCGAUCGACACGCUGCGCAACCUGGACCACGUCCUGGAGUACGAGGCCGACUCCCAGGAGAAGGUGCGCCAGAAUGCGGUGACGCUCCGGCUGAUGGCCCACGAGCUCCUCCUGCGCACCAUCAUGAACGAGCGGGUGGCCGUCCGGGAGCUCGCCUCGCAGGAGGCACAGUUCGAGCGCGACUGCAACGAUGCGAUGAGGGCCCGGAAGCUGCUGGCGGAUGAGGUGGAGCGGAUGGCGCGGCAGUGCGAGGGCGGAAUGCUGAAGAAGAGGGACCUCUACAACGAGCUCGAGUCGAUGCACCGUGAGCAGGAGGAGCUCGACGCCGAGAUCCGGCUCAUUGAAGCGGCCAUCUUCCGCAUGAAGCUGUCGGCGCAGCACAUUGGCGCGCCUGUGAACAUUGGAUACAGUGGUGCCGUCGCCUCGGUCAGCGCCCCGGCCUUCUCCAUGUCGGCGGCCUGGGACUCGGAGGAGCUGAUCAUCGACCCGCUGGGCGGCCGCGACGCGCCCCGUUGC
Mesorhabditis spiculigera is the source of this 738-nucleotide messenger RNA. NCBI's taxonomy places the organism in Eukaryota, Metazoa, Nematoda, Chromadorea, Rhabditida, Rhabditidae. The record is from the annotation of a GenBank genome assembly.